AGUGUCAUUCACGGUGUGUUGCGUGUUCGAUGGAGUUUGUUGUGCCUUUACAUUAACAGCUAUUCUACUGAGACAAUGUCAAGAGUCUAUCUAGAGAGGCUUGCAAAUCUUUAUGAACGGUACCAGGAAUAUAUCACCAGAAACCCGUCCGCUGCCUCGCAGCUGGAAGCUGCGGUGCGGACUCUGUCAUAUCUAAUAGCAGGUCGCUUCGCAGACUCUCAUGAACUUUCAGAGCUGGUGUAUUCAGCAUCCAACUUAUUAGUACUACUGAACGAUGGCAUUCUAAGGAAGGGUCUCUCCAGGACUCUGCCAGUGUCUCUCUCUCAGCAGAGGCUGCUGACCUGGUUGUCUGUGCUGGAGUAUGUGGAGGUCUUCACUGAGAUGGGGGCCAAUAAGCUUUGGGGGGAGGCAGGCCGCUGGCUGGUCAUUGGCCUCAUUCAGAUAGCAAAAGCCAUCUUGCGCAUCUUUCUGCUAUUCUGGUACAAGUCAGGCAUCCAGACUUCACCUCCCAUAACUCCCUUGGACAGAGACUCUCAAUUGUACAAGAGAGACCAAGAUGGACAAGUGGUGGAGGAAGACCUUACUUUCAUUGGACAGCGCUCAGGGAGAGUGAUGCGACCCUUGGGAAGUACGUCUUUGCUGCAUACUCGCCUAUGGGGCAUUCCUCAAAGAGAGAGGCAAAGGAAGCCCCAGGAGGAGGAGCUACACUCAAGUCCCACCCCUCUUGGACUGCAGGAGACUAUUGCGGAAUCUCUGUAUAUUUGUCGACCACUAGUGCACUUAGCCAGUCUGGGCCAGUUCGGCAGACGCUCCUGGAAGCCAUGGCUCAUCUCUGGCCUCCUGGAGGUAACCAGUUACAGCCUGCUGAAUGACUCCAUGAAGGGGCUAAACCGGCGAGAGAGAGCAGAGAUGAGGAGACGAGCCUUUCUACUGCUGUACUACCUGCUCCGUUCACCCUUCUAUGACACGUAUUCCGAAGCAAAGAUUCUCUUCCUUCUCCGGUUCCUGGCAGAUUAUAUUCCUGGACUGGGCUUGAUUGCACGUCCACUGAUGGAAUACCUACCCAUCUGGCAAAAGAUAUACUUUUACAACUGGGGCUGAUGUUGAAGCUGAGGGUCAUGAAGACCAGCCUGCAUACAGGAUGGGUGUGGGAGCCCUUAGCUCAGUGCUGGGGGGGCCCCUUGAGGACUCAGACCCACCUGCAACACAAGGACCACUGCAAUAAUGUCACUGCAAGUGGGAGGCGAGUCGGAGGGAGGGAUUGUGCUCCACUCUUACUGGACAAGCAGUGAUUUUGCUUUGUUUAGCUAGCAUGAUUGAGUGGUGACUUGCUAUAACUCUGAUACUGAUAGUGAUCAGUUUAUAAAUGUUUCCCUUGUGUUUUUUUUGUUUUAAUGUUCAUGCAUCUGAGCCUUUUUUUUUAUUAUUAUUUCUUUGUUGUAACAGGAGUUAAUUUAAAUGCUGUCCUUCAAGAGACAAUACACUGACACUAAACAAAUACAAACUAAUUAACUGAGCUUAAAAUCAAUAUUUUUGUUCAUAUUUGUUCUUUGGACUGAUUUACCACCGUCAGGGAGAGGCAAAAAAUGUGGCAGUAGGAAAUAAAAAGGAACUGUGUCUUAAAAGUAGCAUGCCCUUUUCAAAUGGUAUCCUAUCUGUCUAAAGAACCUCAAUAGGACUCCUACAAACAAACCAGCCUUAUAGGAAUUUCUGAAUAUUGGCUAUUUUUUCACUGUGUGAAAUGAAAGGUCAUCUUGGUAAUUCAAUAAAUCUGAUAGACUGGAUAAUACAGCAUGGGAAAGUAAGUAUGUGGACUGUUAGUGAUUUUAAUCAGCAUGCCUCGAGUGGAAAAAAUAAAGAUUGUACUGAAAUCCAUUGUGAGAAAUGAAUGAUAGAUUUUGUACACAACAUGCAUUUAAUAAAUGAGCUAGUAAUAAAGUGAUUUACUCCUUGAA
Electrophorus electricus (electric eel) is the source of this 1955-nucleotide messenger RNA. RefSeq names its product peroxisomal biogenesis factor 16 (gene pex16). The record is from RefSeq and is a predicted model, not a curated record. Lineage: Eukaryota; Metazoa; Chordata; Actinopteri; Gymnotiformes; Gymnotidae. Gene Ontology annotation, cellular component: peroxisomal membrane. Gene Ontology annotation, biological process: peroxisome organization.